AUGGUGAAUCAUCAUCCCAAUCGUCCUAAUUAUCGUCAUCGAUACCACCACCAACACAAUCGUCCUCCUCGCUGUUUUUUUCUCAAUACUACGAUCGGAAGCAGUCGUGCAACACCAUUAACACCAACACCAACGCAAAGACAACGAAAGGUGUUGAAACACAUUUUUUCCCCUAAUGCGAGGACUGCUUUUGCGUGCGCUGCGUCGGCGAGUGCUGCGAGUGGUGGUGGUGAAAAGAAGGUGUGUCCGGUGUGUCAAAACACCGGGUUAAAGCCGUGCGGGCAAUGCGAAGGGACCGGGGUAAACCAAGAGGAUAAAUACGGAGGGAAAGAUGGGUAUAAAAAAGGACAACCGUGUUGGCUUUGCCAAGGGAAGCGGAAGACGAUGUGCGGGAACUGCAUAGAUUUAACGGAUUCGUUUUGA
Messenger RNA from Bathycoccus prasinos, 423 nucleotides. RefSeq lists its product with no specific name. The transcript has a single exon. Bases 1 to 423 code for a protein of 140 amino acids. NCBI's taxonomy places the organism in Eukaryota, Viridiplantae, Chlorophyta, Mamiellophyceae, Mamiellales, Bathycoccaceae. The record is from RefSeq and is a predicted model, not a curated record.